AUGAUUUCAAUACGUGGGAUAAGAAGCAGUAUAUUGGCUUCUAAGAUUGCCACAAAUUCUAUUUCUGUUUCUGUUCAUUCAUCAAUUUUUACUCGUCCUGUAGCAUUUUAUAGUACUAAAGUUGUUGAACCAUCAGUAACCAAUCAACGAAUUACUGAGAAGGGAGAAUUUAAUAGAAAGACUUAUUUAAUUGAUUUAUAUAAACAUAUUAAUGAUAAUAAUGAUAUAGUAUUAUAUGUACAUCAUAAUAAUAUCAAUAAAGCCGAUAAUGCCACCAUUAGAUCGGAAUUAAAGAAAAUUAAUGAAUCUAAAUUGCAUGUUUUAAGACUGGGGAUAUAUGAAAUUUAUCUUAAAAAUGCUCAUGAAGAAGAUCCUGCUGCAAAGGGAGUUAGUCAAAGGAAUCGUGGAAGAAAACAUCCAUUAUUACCUAUUAUACAUGGUCCAACUGCUAUAAUUUCUAUAUCAAAGGGUGAACCAGAACAUGUUGAAAAAGUUAUUAAACUUCUUAAGAAAUAUCAAGAUAAAUUAAUUUUAGUAGGUGCAAAAGUUGAAAAAUCCAUUUAUAAUGUUGAGGAAAUUAAUGAAUUUAAGAGUUUACCUAAUAAAUUAACUUUACAAAGUCAAUUAGCUGGUUUAUUGACCAUAUUAGGUGGAGCAGGUUUAGUAAGAACUUUAGAAGCUGCUAGUACUCAUUUAUAUUUAACUUUAGAAGAAAGAAGAAAAGACAUUGACCCUAAUGAAAAGAAGGAAGAUGAACCAUCUGCAUAA
Scheffersomyces amazonensis is the source of this 768-nucleotide messenger RNA. RefSeq names its product mitochondrial 54S ribosomal protein uL10m. Gene Ontology annotation, cellular component: mitochondrial large ribosomal subunit. Lineage: Eukaryota; Fungi; Ascomycota; Pichiomycetes; Serinales; Debaryomycetaceae. Gene Ontology annotation, biological process: translation. The transcript has a single exon. The record is from RefSeq and is a predicted model, not a curated record. Bases 1 to 768 code for a protein of 255 amino acids. Gene Ontology annotation, molecular function: structural constituent of ribosome.